Mercenaria mercenaria is the source of this 1729-nucleotide messenger RNA. RefSeq lists its product as uncharacterized. The record is from RefSeq and is a predicted model, not a curated record. Bases 148 to 1374 code for a protein of 408 amino acids. The transcript has 5 exons. NCBI's taxonomy places the organism in Eukaryota, Metazoa, Mollusca, Bivalvia, Venerida, Veneridae.
GUGUGCGUGAACGUGGAUUUAAAUAAUUUAGGUUUCUUGUAGGGGUGAUAGGAUGAUUAUGUAUAUGGAUUAUGUUAUAUCUUAAUUAGUAAAAUACGAUCAGAAACGUUUGGUGACAGCUUUGUUUGCCAGUUUAGGUUAACUAUCAUGCGGAACACUACUUAUAGUAGUCAUAGCUAUAGCAGACACAACAUGCUACCGACCUGUUACAAUCAUUUCAAUUUCGUCAGGAGUCAGGAAGGUCAUUUACUUAGGAAAGAGGCAGAAUAUGUUACAAAGUCUUGUGAAACCCCAAAUAGGACGGACAGGUCAACACUAUGGAACAUCUUCCAAACUGACAGCAAAAAUGUGGUUUACUACGUGUGUAUGGAAAUAUCAGCGGGACAACUCUAUGCACGUGACAAACUGUACUAUGUAAGUGAGCCCACAGAGGAAGUCGAUCACGUGACAUCUGGAGAACAAUGCAGUGCACGUGCUGGAAGGCUGCUACAGGCAAACACUACAGUAUCUAAUGCUUCAUCAGUAAUCAAAGAAUUGAACCUUACUGCUAAUAGAUCAUACUGGUUAGAAGGUAGCGUCCCGACAUACUUAAGCACAAACUCCUGUCUUCUGCUAUCCAACGCGGCUACCAUUAUGGCGGUCGGAUGCCAACAAAGACAUAACUACAUCUGUGAAAUAGACAUGUCGUUUUUAUACACCAUUUCGGCAACCAGAUCUACAGACUAUAGAAUGAUCCAUUCAUCUAGUACCAACUCCGGCAUUUCUGACCAUACGUCUGGUUUCCAACUUCAGACGUCGUACAUGUAUCAUUACAAACCGAGUAUUACUGACAUUGACCGGCAUGUCAGUGAUUCGCUAUCUUACCGUACUAUUUCUUCGACAAAGUUCCUUCCUGUUUCUACGGAAGAACACAUUUUACAUUCACCGACCCCAACUUACAGAAGUGUUUCACCGACAGCCAGCCAGACGCAGCCCGUUGUUGACUUACAUACAAGCACGCCCAUGACCAAUCAACACACAGCAAGUUUAAACGCUCAAACUUUAGUUUCAGGGAACCCAAACUAUACACAACUCAUAUGUAACAGAUAUUGUUCUUCCCUGGACAUCUCCGAGCUUCUUCACAUGAUCAGGAAUAGAUCUACCGCAGGGGCUGUUCACAGCAAUACAUAUAUAAUGAAUGACUCCUUGGCUGUGAACGCCAAGGAGACCGGUAAAGCCAGACGGAGACUUACCAGUGCCAUGGAUUCGCGGACCUCAUCAAGGGCCAUCGGAGGGUUGGCAGUGUUUAUAAUCAUAUUAGUACCUGUAUGUGUCAUUUUGAUGGAUCUACCGUUACUUAUAAAGCUUUGGACUUGUUUCAAAUCAAGACAUUAAAGUCAGCUAUCAGUUAAAACCUGUUUACACGUAUUAACAGAUAUUAAAAAAAGCUGUUCCGUUCCAUUAUUAUUUUGUUUGAAUUCAACACAUUACUUGAGAAUUUCAUCUUAUAAAUAUAUUUCUUGCUAAUUCUUUACACGAAACCAAGUUGGGGCCAAAUGAUCUAUUUAUGAUUCAAUUACUUUCCGGACGCGUCAAGUUGGAUCGGGCCCAAUCGCUUCGGUCAAAGGUUAGUCGUAGCUCAGAGAGGGGGCCAGUGGUAGACCUCUACUAUGCGAGAAUGGAUCGAACCAAAGACCAUCCCGUAACUUGUAAGUCAUACAAAAUUAUAAAUAGAAAUACCUGAAACGUA